This is a messenger RNA of Batrachochytrium dendrobatidis JAM81, 672 nucleotides long. RefSeq lists its product as uncharacterized. NCBI's taxonomy places the organism in Eukaryota, Fungi, Chytridiomycota, Chytridiomycetes, Rhizophydiales. The transcript is spliced from 3 exons. Bases 23 to 640 code for a protein of 205 amino acids. The record is from RefSeq and is a predicted model, not a curated record.
CUUUAUACGUUUUGGUUCAACAAUGCCAUUGAUUCGUACUAUGCUACGCUCUAUGCGUCAAACUGCUCUGACCACUAAAGCAUUUCGGAUCCCUUCUACAUGUUGCUUGGAUUUAUUGAGAGGUUUUUCCAAUGUAUCUUUUCAACAGGUUUCACAUAUGGAACCCUCUUCUAUGACCCAGCUUCACGAUGGCAUUGAUGCUCCAUCUAAAACAAGUUCCAGAGUUACAAAAAUCCCUACUACAGAUAUUUCAAAAGCAGUUGAAAAAGUUGUUUACAAAUAUGUAGAUUGCUCAUCAGAUAACUGGAAACAAGUUCAGCUUGCUAGCCCUUCACUCAAAUUUCGGAUUGUAUUUGAUGCCAUGAUUUCCACUGGACGAUCUGUAUCAAGCGCAGAACUGUCCAACUUGUUUACUACGCAAGACUUGUUGAAUCUCUUGCUAGAGGAACAACGCUCAUCGUCUUACAAUCCCUUCUCUGGACGAAAUGAGAUUGAAGAGUUGCUACUGGACGAAGAAAGCAAGAGCAUACUUCCACCCAAUAUCACAUACACCAACGAGUCUUCAUUCAAAGCUCGUGUUCAGCCUGAACCUAUUUUUGACGAUACUCUUCCAACCAUUGUUCGUGCUUCUAUAGUUUAAACUAAAUAUUAAUAAAAAAGGCAGCUCAAAGU